AUGGAAGCGCUUGUCGCCGUCGGACUCGCUGGCAACGUGGUGCAGUUUGUGCAAGGCGCAGGUGCUUUGAUCGCGCUUGCGAAAGAGAUUCGAGACAGCGGAAUCGCGGCUGAGGGCUUCUACUCCCUUGACGGAGGAGAAUCAGUGUACCUUGGUACAUUCAAGAACAGCUCCAGAUCCAAAGCCGUGGGUGCGGUCAAAACUGCAAUCAAAUAUCAGUGGUCGUCCAAGAAAAUUGAUGACUUCGUGGAUAGACUGGACAGACUCCGCAGCUCUUUGAUGUUGGCUAUCGUACUGGCAUGUCGCACCAGUGCUGAAGGGAACAACAAAGAGAUACUCGCACAUUUGAAAGAGAUACAACACGAUCAUCAAGCCCGUCAGAUACAUGAUCAGAUUGGAGUUGUACAAGCGGCUAUCGAGCUUCUCACGAAUGCUGUGCAGAAUCAAACAAACGAGAAGAUCGAAGCUAUCCAGAACGAAGUGCAGCUGUGUAUAAAUGUGAACGAACCGUACUUCAUCAAUGGAAAAGCUGGAAGUGGAAAAUCAACACUGAUGAAGUUCCUGCAUGAUCAUGCGAAGACGAAAAAGCUCUUGAAGCAGUGGGCAGGAUCAAAAGAACUUGUCACCCUCCAUUUCUUCUUCUGGCACCUUGGAACUGAUCUCCAAAGAUCUCACGCUGGUAUGCUGAGAGGCAUCCUCCAUGCGAUGCUCGAGAAACAUCCUGAGUUGAUCCCAGCUGUAUUUCCAAAGUUCUACCGUAAUUGGGAGAACUGGAACUCAGAUAUUACGCCCGACUACGUUGAGGUCAAGAAAGCGUUCGCUGUCAUGAUGGAAAAGUGUUCCUAUCUCAAAAUGGCCAUUUUCAUCGAUGGUGUCGACGAGUUCGAGGGCGAUUAUCGCGACAUGGCGCUGUUAUUACGAUCACUUGCGUCGAGCCGCGUCAAGCUUGUUAUCUCGAGUCGUCCACUAAACGGUUGCCUAGCAUCAUUAGCAGGAUGCCCCACUUUACGAGUGCAAGACUUGACAAGGAAGGAUAUGAAAGUGUUUGUUGAUGGCGAGCUCUCCACACAUCAUUUGAUGACUCGCCUAGUUCGACAGUUUCCAGCCAAGGCACCACAAUUUGCAUUGGACAUUGUGGAAAAGGCCGAGGGCGUGUUUUUAUGGGUGAAGCUUGUCGUACAUCUUCUUAUUCAAAGCCUGGAAAACGGUGAUACACUGGACGAAAUGCAUGCCUUACUGACGACACUUCCUUCUGAUCUGCGCGAUCUUUACAGAAGAAUGUUUGAGAAGGGUGUAGAGUAUCAGAAAGAGUCGGCUGUGAUGUUUCAGCUGAACGAGAAAUGGCUCGAAGUUUCACGCGAUCAAUCCCUUCCCGGCAUCCUUAUGUGGUACGCCAUCAACAGUCCUACCGCAGCACUUGAUCAGCCGUUGGGUCCUAUGCCCAGUGACCAAUAUGACUGGGGCAUGAGUUCGCUCAUAAAACGAAUUCAAAGUCGUUGCUCCGGUUUAUUGGAAAUUCGGUACAAAGGCAGAACUCUAGACGGUUUAUCCGAGAUUACAGUCGCACAAAAUGGAGUCUCCAUCGAUGAAAUAGGAUGGUUGACCAUCACUUAUCUCCACAGGACGGUGCACGAGUUUAUCACGCUGGAGGACGUAUGGAGAGAUAUAUGCGAUCUGACAAAGGAUAUGAGCUUCACUAUUUCCACGAGGCUUACUGCUGCAUGUCUAUCGACCAUCAAGUUGGCACGACACAGCACUCAACUGCACACAGGUUACGUUGUGGCUAUCACGCAACUUUUGAGGGAAGUCGUGGACGCAUCACCAGCAAUGGCACAUACGUACUUGAUGGACUUGGAUCGCACCAUGUUCAAACUCGAGACGAAAGUCUUCUCGAACCCGGGCGACCAAUCUUUAACCAAUCACCACAUGGAGCACUGGUCUUUCACCCACCUCGGAGCAGUGGACCUGAGGCUGUUCGUUGCUCUAAGCUAUGUUGAUGUCUAUACAUAUGCGGCAGGAGAAGGGAUACUCUGUAACACAAUGCCAAUUCCAAGCGACAUGAACCAAUUGGCCCGCUUUGCCAUAGUCGGUCAUGCCUUGACCAGCUGGAUGAAGACAGGAGAUCGUUUUCCUAUACCCAUUCUAAGACAUCGGGUACGAACAAUGACUUUUGCGCUUGAACAUAUCAUGGCUCCAGAGGGAACACUCUCCGAUCUAUCUUUAUGGCACAUAGGUUUGGUUGUAUGUGCGAAGCUAGAGCAUGAUAAACGGCACCAUGAGGCUGCACAGCUACUGUUGGUCAUGUUGAAAACAUCAAGCUCUCCUUCGAAUCUAUGGCUUCUACCCCUAGACCCAAGACAUUCGUUGGGAUGGGUCUGGAACAAGGUUGAGCAAUCACGCGACCCAACGCUCACAGACCCUGACUCUUUGUUGAUAAGACUUCGAAGUGCACUGAGCAGCUCUACAGUAAGAGAGCAUAUUGGAGUACUAGAAGAUAUCCAUCGACUUACAAGUACAAAGCGAGACAAAAUCUUGAUCGAGCAAUCUCUUCACGACUCAUCACAGAUCAACGAGCGUCCUUCAAAGAGCUUAAAAGGAGGGAAGAACUCUCGCCGAUCGAAGAAGAUGAAGAAAAGAACGGCUGCUUCCAGCAUGGGAAGUUUCUAG
Molecule: messenger RNA, 2667 nt
Organism: Parastagonospora nodorum SN15
Lineage: Eukaryota; Fungi; Ascomycota; Dothideomycetes; Pleosporales; Phaeosphaeriaceae
Exons: 4
Coding region: 1-2667 (888 amino acids)
Source: RefSeq, a predicted model, not a curated record